AUGGUGCUUCAUGUGGCGUUUUUCGUCUUGAUUAUCCAUUCAAUUUUUGGUGUUCGUGGUGGAGUGACUAAUCGGGGAAGAAAGUUUUUCCUGGCUUACUCGGAUAACUACUACACAGGAAAAUAUAAUCAGGAACUAGAACUUUUUAUAAUGAACGCUGUCGGAGAUCCUGUCACUGUUAACGUCAACGCCCCCCUCUUUCGUGGUUACGACCUUUCCGAAACACGCACAAUAGCAAAGGAAGAUUAUGUGAAACUGACAUUUAACAUUUCCAUUCGACUUGAAAAUUCAGAGGUAGCACCAAAGGGCAUUCUUGUAGAAUCAACUGACGAAAUAGUGGUUAUUGCUGUGAACCGCGAGCCGUACACAAAUGACGCGUUUCUUGCCCUUCCCGAACCAGCACUAGGAACAAGGUACUAUGCUGUAAGCUAUUUCCCGACAAAUCAACCAUCACAAUUUGUAGUAAUUGGCACAAAAGAUAACACAGAGGUAAAAAUAACCCUCUCAACUAAUCCAGAUGCGGACGUGGUUCAAUUUGAUAACAACACGUAUGGACCCGGUGAUACGAUUCGGAUCUUGAUUGAUCAAUUUGAUUCAGUACAGAUACAGAGUCAUGGCGAUCUCACCGGUUCCCUCGUCCGCACUGACAAGCCAGUUGGCUUCUUAAGUGGUAAUAAGAGAACUGAAAUUGGGAACAACACCAGAUCUAGUGACCACUUGGUAGAAUACUUAUCGUCGGUAGACAAAUGGGGUACAAAAUUUGCUGCAGUUCCAAUCCCUGGUAGAAAAGUAGGAGACUUCUUCAAAGUCGUUAGCAGUUCUGCAAACACUGUCCUCAAGGUAGAAUGUUCUGACGUCUUCGGUAAUAGAACCAAUUUUGAAAAAACGUUUCAGAAACCUGGGGACUUUGUAUUAUUGCAUUUUUCUUCUGAAAAGUACUGUUCUUUUGUGUCUAAUAAUGCCAUUAUGGUAGUUCAAUUUGUACAUAGCCAGUCCGUCGAUGAUGGAAACGAUAUUCAUGAUCCUGCCAUGAUUCUGAUUACGCCCGUUGCGCAGUACGAGUCGGAGUAUCGUUUUAAUACUCCACGUUUCACUUGGGGGACGUACGAAAACUUCUUCAUGUUUGUCAUUAAGUCUGACCAGCGGUCAGGUAUCAGAGUGGACAACAACGCCCUGCCAGACAGCACGGUGUUCGUCGACAUUCCCGGCACGGAUCUUGUGGGAGGAUACGUCAUAGUUUCUGACGGAUAUCACGCUAUUUACCACAUCUCUCCUAUUGUGGUGUUCGGAGGAUACCUGUACGGGACGGCGAAUUGGGAGACCUACGGCAUUCCGGCCGGGACACGCAUGGCAACAGUUAAUGGGCCCUGUAGCCGCAGUACAAGUGUCCUCGGUGACGUAGUUGACAACGAUUGUGAUGGACUGAUUGACGAGGAGCUGGAGAAUUCUCUUGACGAUGAUGGAGACGGAGAGAUAGACGAGGAUUGCGCUGUACCGACUUACCCCAUCGAUGGUAAUUGGUCACCGUGGUCAGAUUGGGGAGGCUGUAGCGUUACCUGCACAUCUGACAUCAAUCCAUCCGGGCAACAACAACGCCAUAGAAGAUGCUCUGCAAAGUAUGACGGUAAAAAUUGUCUAGAAAGCGACGUGGAUGUAGAGAAAAAGACGUGUACCCCGGACCGUUGUCCACCUGUGAAUGGAAGCUGGACUGACUGGGGUGCCUGGAGUUACUGCGUGGGAUGUGUGCCCUCCACAUCACCAACGUCUGGUAAACAAACCAGACAUCGUACCUGCACAAAUCCGAGACCUACUUUUGGCGGACUUGAUUGUCCAUCAGAUGACCUUCCUGUGGAAUCUACGUCGUGCCCCUGCCCAAUUAAUGGAAAUUGGUCCAAAUGGGAACCUUGGGGUCGGUGCUCUAUGACAUGUAAUCCGUAUACCGGAAGUGACCUGAUAAUUACUGGAACGCACACUCGGUCAAGGUCAUGCUCUAACCCCACCCCACAGCAUGGUGGCAGUCAAUGCGAUGGCAAUGGAACUGACAUCGGUAGCUGUCUUGAAGAUACGUCUUGUCCCGAAAUAUCCUCUACAGCGCCCUCAAGUCAGUGUGCGUGCUCUGCGACCACACAAUCACAAGUAACAUCUUCCCCAUCACCUCCUACUCCGGAUGAGUUGGCAAGGAUUCUUCAAGAUCUAAAUGUUCAACUGAGGCGAAACAAAAAGGAUACAGCCAAGUACAAAAGAAGUCUCAAUUCCGCUCCUGACUCCAGGGGGAGCAGUCAAAUCAUGGGGUUUAUAAUGAUCGGCAUUAUCGCUAUCGGUCUCGUGGCAUUCAUGCUGAUGGAUCUGGAAAAGGUCUAUAGACUUCUUCGGGAACGGGACCGGCCGUUGCCAUAUGUUGUUGAUUGA
Molecule: messenger RNA, 2409 nt
Organism: Mizuhopecten yessoensis (Yesso scallop)
Lineage: Eukaryota; Metazoa; Mollusca; Bivalvia; Pectinida; Pectinidae
Exons: 8
Coding region: 1-2409 (802 amino acids)
Source: RefSeq, a predicted model, not a curated record